Messenger RNA from Dama dama (fallow deer), 3119 nucleotides. RefSeq names its product zinc finger protein 154-like. The record is from RefSeq and is a predicted model, not a curated record. The coding region runs from base 235 to 1728 and encodes 497 amino acids. Lineage: Eukaryota; Metazoa; Chordata; Mammalia; Artiodactyla; Cervidae. The transcript has 4 exons. Gene Ontology annotation, molecular function: RNA polymerase II cis-regulatory region sequence-specific DNA binding; DNA-binding transcription factor activity, RNA polymerase II-specific. Gene Ontology annotation, biological process: regulation of transcription by RNA polymerase II.
CAUGUUAGCUGUUCGCGGUUUUGUUUAACCGGUGUGAAAGGUUGGGGAAUUCUGGGCCAAUCCUGAGGUGACGGAAUUGAAGAAGUCCGAGAGAGAGUUUCUGUCCCCGCUGCACAGAGGCGGGUCUCAGGCUCGACGCCGCCGCCCGGGGUGCCCCAUCCCAGGCCUCGGAUCGGGACCGCCGCGCCCGUCUACUCUCUCCUGUCCUGGCCCCGCUCCGCCCCCCAGAGUCCGAUGGCAGCGGCAGCGGCGAAGAACCCGCUUCAGGUCAGUGUGACCUUUGAGGAUGUGGCUGUGUACUUCUCCUGGGAGGAAUGGGGUCUCCUUGAUGAUGCUCAGAGAUGCCUGUACCACAGCGUGAUGCUGGAAAACUUGUCACUUGUAAUCUCCUUGGGUUGUUGGCAUGGAGCAGAGGAUGAAGAGGCACCUUCUGAACAGAACAUUUCUGUACGUGGACUGUCACAGGUCAGGAUUCCCAAAGCAGGCAUGUUCUCCCAGAAGGCCCAUUUUUGUGAGCUAUGUGACCUGGACUUGGGAGACAUUUUGCACUUGACUGAGCAUCAGAAGCAGAAACUGUAUGAUAUUGGGGCAUGGGAGAAACACUUGUAUUUCAGUGUAAAACAUCAGCACCGCAAGCAGCACAUUGGAGAGAAAUGCCUCAAAAGCAAGAUGGGCAAAGCCUCAUUUAUGAACAACUGCAGAUUUUUUGUGUUGGAGAAGUCAGUUUCCUGUGGGGAGUCCACACAGACCAGGGAUAAGUCAAAUAGGAGAACUGAGUGUGGAGCAGCCUUUCAUAGGGGGAAAACUCGUUACAGCCCUGGAGAAUGCACUGAAGACUUCAGUUGCAGACAUAUACUUUCUCAGCACCAGAGAGUCCCCAUUAGAGAAAAAUGCUACACGUGCAGUGAAUGUGGGAAAUCUUUUAGCAAAAGCUACAGCCUCAAUGACCAUUGGAGAGUUCAUACAGGAGAAAAGCCUUAUGAGUGUGGGGAAUGUGGGAAAUCCUUUAGACAGAGCUCUAGCCUCAUUCAGCAUCGGAGAGUUCACACUGGAGCAAGACCUCACGAGUGUGAUGAAUGUGGAAAAUUAUUUAGCAACAAAUCCAACCUCAUUAAACAUCGGAGAAUUCAUACUGGAGAAAGGCCGUAUGAGUGUAGUGAAUGUGGGAAAUCCUUUAGCGAAAGCUCUGCACUCCUUCAACACCGGAGUGUUCACACUGGAGAAAGGCCUUAUGAGUGCAGUGAAUGUGGAAAAUUCUUUACCUACCAUUCCAGUCUCAUAAAACACCAGAGAGUUCACUCUGGAUCAAGGCCCUAUGAGUGCAAUGAAUGUGGAAAAUCCUUUACCCAAAACUCUAGCCUCAUUGAACACCGUAGAGUUCAUAGUGGAGAAAGGCCUUACAAGUGCAGCGAAUGUGGGAAAUCUUUUAGCCAAAGCUCUGCACUUCUGCAGCAUCGGAGAGUUCACACUGGAGAGAGGCCUUAUGAGUGCAGUGAAUGUGGGAAAUUCUUUACUUACAGCUCCAGUCUCUUAAAACACCAGAGAGUUCACACGGGAUCAAGGCCUUAUGAGUGCAGCGAAUGUGGGAAAUCUUUUACUCAAAACUCCAGCCUCAUUAAACACAGGAGAAUUCAUACUGGAGAAAGGCCUUAUGAGUGUAGUGAAUGUGGGAAAUCUUUUAGCCAUCGCUCUAGCCUUAUUAAACACCGAAGAGUUCACACUUGUUAAAGGCCCGAUAAGUGCAGUGAGUUUGGGAAAUCUUUUACCCAUAAGUCCAGCUUCAGUGACCACUACAGUGUUUACAUCGGAGAAACGCUUUGUGCGUAUUUGCAUGUGGGAAAUUAAUCUUUAGGCUCCUAAAACAGAAUAAUGUCACAUUGGAUGAACGCCUUGUGAGUAUGGCAGACAUGGAAAAUCGUGUAGCUUAAGUCUAGCUUCAGUAUGCUCCAGAGAAUUCAGUGGAGAAAGGCCUUAUAAGUUCAGCAAAUGUGAGAAAGCCUUCAGCUGAAGAACGUAUCUCACUGGAUACCACAAAUUUCAAAUGGGAGCACUACCUUCAAUGUGCAGGUAUAUAUGAUUUCUUUGUUGAGUGCAACAACACUGGAGGAGAGCCCUUAUGAAGAUGCCAUUUGCCUGUUUUGAACCUCAUUCAUCCAAACAUCCACUUAAUUUCAGGCGAUACUGCAUCUUGCUCAGCACUGUUGAAGGAAAUCUGUUCCCCAAGUUCUGCAGUGGAGCCCUGUGCCUUGAUGUCCUGAAUUCUGUAGAGUAACAUCACUGAUUUUAAGAUUAUAGAAACACUGGAUUAGUGAAGGAGACUGCAGCAUACUGAUUAGAAUGUGCCUCUUUCAAAAGGUCACUCAAAAUGUUUAGUCACUAUGGCUUUGGGGGAUAAGCAGGUAUGGAAAUUCUCAGGACUUCCAAAACCUUCUAUCUGUAUAACUUAGGGCCUUGUCAAGGAAAAUAAUAUAAAGGUUUUGUGGAUUCCUCUGGCCUUUCUGGGCUGUUCACCUAAGGCCAUUGUUGUGCCUUAGAACAAGGAUAGAGAGGAGAGAGCUCCUUAGUCAGCUCUGUGAGAUUUGUGACCCAUCCAGUAUCCAUGUUGAAUGAAGUUUCCACUUCAAAAAUUGCUCACCUGUUUUUGCUGCCACUGAGGCAAGUACUGAACCUGUCCAUUGAGUCAGUAUGGUUGCCAAACCUGAUGUUCUAAAUGAGGCAAUCCUGUCUCUAUUUAAACUAUACAAUUUGGUGAUUUUUUACAUUUAUGUAAGUCCAUGAAACCAUCAAACAAUCAUGAUAGUUUCUGUCACCUCAUACUUACCUUGAAUCUCUUUGUCCUCCAAACAGCCAUUAAUUUGCUUUUCAUUAUAACAGAUUAGUUUGCAUUUUCUAGAACUUUAUAUAAUUGAAAUCAUGAAGUGUUUAGUCUUUUUUUUUUCCUUUCGGUACCCUUCUAUGACAUGUUUAUUUUGCAAUUCAUCAGUGGUGCUUAUAUGAGUAGUUCUUUUAUAUUAUUGAGAAUUAUGUUCUAUCACUGUACCACAAUUUAUUUAUUCAUCUGUUUAUGGAUAUUAUUUCUAGUUUUGGCUGUUACAAAUAAAAGCCAUAUAGAAAUUGGA